UGAUCGGGGAACAUGUCACAUGAGAAAACUCUUAGUAAAGACAUGUGGAUUCCUUACAGAAGCAUUAUUGAUGUUGCAACGAAAUGCAUCUGCGUUGUCCCUUGUACAGUGGUCACGCUUGGCGAGCCUGGCAAGUGGAUGCUCUUCCGAAAGGGCGGCGUGCUUCAGUCAAUUGUCGUUCGAACGACCCCUGAAGGUCGUCUCGUCGGCCUGUCGCCCGCUGCCGCCCAAGUACGUGACAGGUUGUGUUGAGGAAGUGCGUGUGUUCAGUGUUGUAAGCCGAUCUCCCCCAAGUAAAGAGAAAAUGUCUUUUAAUUUCGACAAAAUUGAAAUAACAGAUAUUGAACUAAAGAACAAACGAGUGUUAGUGAGGGUGGACUUCAAUGUCCCAAUGAAAGAUGGAAAUAUCACAAAUAAUCAACGUAUUGUCGCAGCCAUGGACACUGUGAGGUAUGCUCUAGCAAAAGACUGUAAGUCAAUUGUACUAAUGUCACAUUUAGGUCGUCCAGAUGGUACAAAAACUCCAAAAUAUUCUCUUGCUCCUGUUGCUGAAGAAUUAAGAGCCAUUCUUCGCUGUGAGGUUACAUUUUUGGAUGACUGUGUUGGACCAGAAGUUGAACAGGCUUGUGCUGACCCUGCCCCCGGAUCUGUGAUUCUUCUUGAAAAUUUGCGGUUUCAUAUUGAAGAGGAAGGGAAGGCAGGAAAGACAAAAGCUGAUCCAACCAAAGUCAAAGAAUUUCGAGAAUCAUUACGUAAACUUGCUGAUGUUUACGUGAAUGAUGCAUUUGGCACUGCACAUCGUGCUCACAGUUCAAUGAUGGGAGAAGGAUUUGAUGUUCGUGCUGCCGGAUUUUUAAUGUCAAAAGAACUUGAUUAUUUCAAAAAAGCUCUUGAUAAUCCUGAAAGGCCUUUCCUUGCAAUUUUGGGCGGUGCAAAAGUUGCUGAUAAAAUCAAACUCAUCGAAAAUAUGUUAGAUAAAGUGAACGAAAUGAUUAUUGGUGGUGGAAUGGCAUACACAUUCUUGAAAGUUCUAAAUGGAAUUUCAAUUGGAUCAUCUUUGUUUGAUGAAGAGGGAUCCAAGAUAGUUAGAGAUUUAAUGGCCAAAGCAGAAAAAAAUGGUGUUAAAAUUCAUCUCCCAGUUGACUUUGUUACUGCUGACAAAUUUGAUGAAAAUGCUACAGUUGGGAGUGCUUCUCUUGCUGAAGGAAUUCCUGAGGGACAGAUGGGAUUGGAUAUUGGGCCCGUGACUGUGCAGCAAUUUUUGGAGCCAGUAGCAAGAGCAAAAGUUAUUGUUUGGAAUGGACCCAUGGGAGUGUUUGAGUGGGAGAAUUUUGCGAAAGGAACCCAGGCAAUUAUGGAUGCAGUGGUGAAAGCUACCGAAGAUGGAACUGUAACUAUUAUUGGAGGAGGAGAUACAGCUACAUGUUGUGCAAAGUGGAAGACUGAACACAAAGUUAGCCAUGUAAGCACAGGAGGAGGAGCUAGUCUUGAAUUACUUGAAGGAAAAGAGCUGCCUGGUGUUGCUGCAUUAUCAGAUAAGAAGUAAUCAUAUUUCCUAAUAGUCUGAAAUAUGUACGAGAGUCAUGUCAGCUCUAUGGCACUUUACUUGUGUAUUAUGUGGAAUGCAGUUGACCUAGUGUGUUCAUUCAAGACAUGCCUUAGAAGUUGACUGUGACAAUGUUUAGGAACUGAAAAUGUAAUGUGAUAAACAAUGUAAUGUGUUAGUAAUCUGAAAUCUUUUCCAAAUUUUACUGUGUAUAAUAAUUUGGAAAUACUGAAAAGCACUCAAGUAUUCUCAUGAAAAAAUAUAAGAAAAUAAAUAUUUGUAAGUAACAAUGUGUCUUUAUUUUAUGUUCUUUUUCUCUCGUAUAUCAAUGUUCAACAUGUGUGGAAAGCAAUUGAACUUCCAUCUCUACCUAAUUUAGUUUUUUGGUAGUUAUUACACAUUUAUGCAUAUCUGUUCUAAGAAAAGGAUAAUUAAAAUUAUUUAAUUUUGUUGACAAAAUAUCAAUGUAUCCAGUACAUACACGAGGCAAUGUAAAAUUGAUAGAGAACUUCCAUUUCUCUGUUGAAAAGCAUUUAGUUCUUUUUGCAAAUGAUUUCAUGUCUAAUGUGGAAGUUCUGUAUGCUAUUAGUGAUGUGGAACAUCUUUAAGAGGUAGGAGGAACAUAAGUCCCGAAAAUGUACAUAUUUAAUAUCACUUACACCAUGCAACCUUACUUUGAUGUCAUUUUAUAGAGGAAACGAGCCAAGCGUGUGAGCUAGGCCAAGUGUAUUGACAUCUCUCAGUAGGGAAGUGGGAACUACAUAGUUUCAUUGUCACAAUAAAAAUUUUUAAUUAAAGACUAAAAUGCUUUGUGGUGUUCUAGGAAAUUAAGAAAGCCAUAGUAAAACAAAACAUGUCAAUAACACCAAAAGUAAUGGGCACAUCUUUCUAAAUAGAAUUACUAAGGAUAGGCUUUAUGCAACAUGCAUGAAUAUUAAUUUUGGUGAAAGCUUUCAUCUCUGAACAUUUUCUCAAUUUAUGUGUUAUUAAUGACAACAACAAGAACAUCAUUUAUUCUGUCGACAAUUUUUUCAAACAAUGUAUGACAAGUCAAUUUUCGU
This is a messenger RNA of Gryllus bimaculatus (two-spotted cricket), 2607 nucleotides long. The record is from the annotation of a GenBank genome assembly. NCBI's taxonomy places the organism in Eukaryota, Metazoa, Arthropoda, Insecta, Orthoptera, Gryllidae.